AUGUUGUCAGUGUCGACAAGCAGAUUGAAUCCCUUUCUUGCAAAUGCCCUGGAACAAAAGGGGGGGCCGGAGAGGUCGAACAAUACUGCCUUGGAACUCGUGGAUCAAAUUAAGAUCCUGCAUAUGGAACUCGCACACGAGAAAAGUUCGCGCCUCAAGUACCUAGAGGAGGUGUUUGCUCUCCAAGAACAAACCAGAGCAUUACAAGAAACGAUGAACAAGAAUCCCUUUGUGGCUGUUGUUGUCGAUGGCGACGGUGCCAAGUUUCUGGAUUCGUUGCUCCGUCACCCACGCGAAGGGGCCAAGCAAGCGGCACUGAACCUCAAGCAGGCUGUGAAGGAAUACCUCAAGGGAACAGUGCUGGAAAGCGACGAGGUUCCUAUUGUUGUUCGGAUCUUCGCAAACAUCGACGAUCUUGGCCGCUCUCUGUACCUAUCCGGAGUAGUGAAUUCUCGAGACGACAUGCGAACAUUCUCUGAACAUUUUACGAAUAACAGCGCUGAAUUUGACUUUGUGAAUGUCGGCCGAGGUAAAGAAAAUGCGGACUUCAAGGUGAAAACGCCACCCCUAGAGAUGUUCGACCACUACUACCGAAACUUCCAAUGCAAGAAAAUCUUCUUCGCGGGCUGUCAUGACAACGGUUACAUCCACGAGCUUCGUGACUAUGGGGAAAGCCAGGAGGCUCAGCAACGGAUCGUGCUCCUUGAAACAACUCCCGCCGAGUCCUCUUUCGAAGCGCUCGGUUUCCCCAUAACUUCCUUUGAUGCCGUUUUCCGCCGCGAGCCUCUAGAAAAUGAAUUCAAGGCAAAGCCGAUCCAGAUGCGCGCCCAAAGCUGCUCACUGUCACCAUCAUCGAGGGACCCAUUGCCUACUGAAUCCAAGGAACACCGAGAGAAGUUAUUGCUCGGGUCUUCAAUCACCCCGUCACUCAAGACAUCCAUCUCCCGGCCUAAAUUUUCCUUGGCAGCGAAACCACAAAAUUCGAAUUAUGCUGCUAUUGCGCACAUGGAGUCCAUAGCACAAGGACCAUCUGGGGUGAACAUCAACGACUCUGGCCGAGGUGGUAUCACGGUGACACAUAGUACCGCCAGCUAUGCGACUGUUGCCCGCACGGAAAACGUUGGAAACCUAACUCUUGAGCGCUCGAAAUUUGCAAAACCCAAUGUGAUUGAGUACAAUUCCGACGGGCAGCGCUUAGAUCCAGAGGUCAAGCCACCCAGUGAUUCCCAGGCCUGGGAAUCCUAUAAACUCAAGCAGGAAAGUGCUUUGUCGAAUACAUUCUGCAACGAUCAUUACCUUGGUGGAUCUUGCACCCGACCAAAUUGCAACCGAGAGCAUGGAUUGAAGUUAACCCCUAGCGACCUUGUUAUACAGCGAUACUAUGCUCGCAAAACCAUCUCUGCCCAUAUGGGGUAUCUUGUCGUCAGCCUUCCUGGUGCAAAUUUGGUACUCACCUACCCCGGGGCAAAAUGGAAGUUGCGUGAUGAGCGCUGGACGGAGGGCAAGACCUUUCCGGAGCGAUUUCUGGAACAUUUCAAGUUAUAG
Messenger RNA from Penicillium alfredii, 1545 nucleotides. RefSeq lists its product as uncharacterized. The transcript has 6 exons. The record is from RefSeq and is a predicted model, not a curated record. The coding region runs from base 1 to 1545 and encodes 514 amino acids. NCBI's taxonomy places the organism in Eukaryota, Fungi, Ascomycota, Eurotiomycetes, Eurotiales, Aspergillaceae.